This is a messenger RNA of Monoraphidium neglectum, 864 nucleotides long. RefSeq lists its product as hypothetical. The transcript has a single exon. The record is from RefSeq and is a predicted model, not a curated record. Bases 1 to 864 code for a protein of 287 amino acids. Lineage: Eukaryota; Viridiplantae; Chlorophyta; Chlorophyceae; Sphaeropleales; Selenastraceae.
AUGUCGCAGCACAACGAGGAACCCAACAAUGGCAGGGACGGCCGGCUUGCAGACGAUUAUCCCCCAUCGGCCGAAGGCGCGCCCCUCGGGCCCGACCCCGUGGUCGCCGGCGCUGCAGGUGCUGGCGGCGCCGCUCAUGGCUUGGCAGCGACGCCCACCGCCCCCGCGCCGCGCGGAGUUGCAGCGGGGCAUGAUCGGGCUUCCCAGGGAGCCCGCGUCACGGUAACUGCAGAGGUCCGUGAGCAGCAGCGAGAGCGCGUUGGGGAAGGCAGCGAGGCGUGCGGACCCGACGGGCUCUUGCUCGGCGAGGGGGUCGGCACCGCGCAACACCCCUCUGGCCGCGGCUCUGGUGCUGCAGGCACAGGCGGAUUCUACAGCCUGCCCUGCAGUUCCCAUGUCCUCGCCGCCACGCCCGCCUCGGGCGCCGCGACGCCGGCCGCUGCGCGUGCCGAGGGCGCGCCCGCCGGGGGCGCCGCUCCGCCACUCGCUGCGAGGGCGCGCCGCGCGGCUGCCGGCGUGCGGGAGGGCUUGGCGCACCAGCUCACCGCGCUCAUGCGCGCACGUGCAGGCGCCGGCGCCGACGCGGCCGCCGGCGCCGGCGUGUCCGAGGUUGCAGCACUGCCGGAGUCCGAGGUCAAGACCAUCGCGGACGCCAUGCCGCCGGAGAGCCCCAGAGGCGCGGCGCCUCCACGGCGCUGCGGGGGGCGUGGAGUGGCUGUGGAGGAAGGUGCAGCAAUGUCAGCGUCAGUGCCGGCAGCAAGCGAUCCUGUGUCGAUGGCGGAAAUGGAGGACACGCGUGGCCUGGGGGAUGCCGUGGCCAAGAGGUUUGGGGUGAUGGCAGGCCACCCUCACAGCCGGCUGUAG